Molecule: messenger RNA, 234 nt
Organism: Penicillium subrubescens
Lineage: Eukaryota; Fungi; Ascomycota; Eurotiomycetes; Eurotiales; Aspergillaceae
Exons: 2
Coding region: 1-234 (77 amino acids)
Source: RefSeq, a predicted model, not a curated record
AUGCAGCCAGGCCCAUCGGCUGAAUUAGAGCCAGAGAAAGUUUUCUUUUCGCUAACUCCGGAGCAGGGGUCGGAGUUCCGGGGCUGGCGGGACUGGCGGGACUGGCGGGGCUCGCUUCCAGCCUUCCAGGUACGGAUCCUCAGCCAAGCUCCGCGGCCCUCUAAGCAUGCACCUGGCACAAUUGUGCGACGAGAGGGCUAUUACCCCCAUCACGCCAUCGACGAGAUCUGCUAA